AUGGCCCGAGCGUCGAGCCGAAUAGGCCUGCGUGGGCUGACCCGUACCCUCGCCUCGAUCAAUCCUGCCUCUGUGAGAGCUUCGAGCUCGUCCUCUCAUUAUGGGCCACAGAAUGAGCGUACCGGCCCCAAAUUCAACUUGCUUACGUUGGCCGGGAUCUCCGUGCUAAGCUUCGGUGCCGGCGUGCUCUUCAUCCGUCAUGGAGGCGGCAACCACGCCACCGCGCUGUCUUCGUCCCAUUCUCAAUACGGCGGCCCAGAUGAUAUAAGAGCCGCACUGAAUGCGUUGCAGCAUGCCUUCGCCGAUCGACCAGGGGUUGUUUCUACAGACGAAUCCGACGGCGAUACCCAUGCGAGGUGGUUCACUGGCCGUAAGACGGUGAUUCCUCAUAACGUUGUCGUAUAUCCCGAAACAACGCAGGAUGUAGUAAAAGUCGUCGAGCUUGCCAAGAAGUACCGCAUACCGGUCGUGCCCUACUCUGGUGGAACGAGUCUGGAGGGACACAUCGCCGGUACUGAACACGGAAGCAUAUGCGUCGACCUCUCGCGGAUGGACAGGAUCUUGGAGAUCCAUGAGGCCGACGCGGAUGUCGUAGUGCAGCCCGGCGUUGGCUGGAUGGUGCUCAACGAAGAGCUACGAGACAGAGGGAUACCACUCUUCUUCCCGCUUGACCCUGCGCCUAGUGCCACGCUCGGUGGCAUGUUCAGCACCGGCUGUUCCGGAACAAAUGCCGUCCGAUACGGGACCGCGCGCGGAGAAUGGUUCCUGAACGCUACGAUAGUCCUUCCAUCAGGAGAAGUCAUAAAGACAAGGCGACGCUUCCGCAAGUCGUCAGCUGGUUGGGACGUCACCAAGCUAUUCAUUGGUGCUGAGGGGACCUUGGGAAUCGUCACCGAGUUGACCAUCCGUCUUGCGCCAGUAUUGCCAACGGCCGUUGCCAUCGUCAGCUUCCCGAACGUCCGCAAAGCAAGUGAUGCAGUCGUGGAGCUGUUGAAUCGCGGUGCCGGACUACAAUGCAUUGAGCUUCUCGACAAACACCAGAUGCGCGCGUUCAACGCCCAUCUUGACUCUCCAAGAAAGUACGCCGAAGUGGACCACCUCUUUCUCAAGCUACAAGGCGCAACGAUAAAUGCCAUGACCGAGUCUGAAGCUCUUGCACGCGAGAUCACGUCCAAGCAUGGUGGCGAAAACUGGAUGUUCGCGGAGGGCGAGGAGGCGCAUAGUAUGUGGAACGACCGGAAGAACGCAGCAUUCGCCAGUGUACUGUAUGGUGGACCUGGCUCGAAGACCAUCCCAACAGACGUCUGUGUCCCUGUAUCGAAGCUUCCCCAACUUGUUGAAGAUUUUCGGAAGGACAUAAACGAAGCGGGUAUCAUCGGCACGAUUGUGGGACACGCUGGCGACGGCAACUUCCACGCGACGCUCAGCUACAGCGACGCUGAGCAGGAGAAGGCUGCGCAUGCCAUCAUGCGUAAGAUGGUGAAGCGAGCGCUUGAUCUGGACGGCACAUGCACUGGUGAGCAUGGAGUCGGUAUAAGCAAGCGAGAGUAUCUGAACGACGAACUUGGUCCUGGGACGGUGCGGCUCAUGAAGACCAUCAAGAGGGCAGUAGACCCUCUCGGUCUAUUCAACCCUGGGAAGCUAUAUCCGGACGACUAG
Messenger RNA from Peniophora sp. CBMAI 1063, 1659 nucleotides. The record is from the annotation of a GenBank genome assembly. NCBI's taxonomy places the organism in Eukaryota, Fungi, Basidiomycota, Agaricomycetes, Russulales, Peniophoraceae.